AUGAACCCUGACUUUUUCAGUAUUCGAACCGGGAUAUCCUAUGUGCUCGAGUGCGAUGGGAUGGCCAUCAUGGACAAUCUGGAUCAUUCCACAGCCAAGAAACUCUGCAUGGAUUUCAUAUCUAUCUACCCCUUCAAUGUGCACCAGCUCAAGUACUUUCACACCGGCUUCUUCAUGAACAUGAUGCUUUCCUUCUGCAAACCACUGCUGCCAAGAGGACUCACCAACAAGAUCCAAAUCGGGUGUGUAUACCCGGGGGGUCGGUUAGACAGUUUUUACUUGCUCCCUGAUUUGGAAACUGCAACGGAACGAACCAUCACACGAAUGCAAGAGUCAAUGCGAAGGAGAUAUGCCAUGGAAGCAAGGUUUACCGGUAAGCUCUAG
Messenger RNA from Seminavis robusta, 384 nucleotides. NCBI's taxonomy places the organism in Eukaryota, Bacillariophyta, Bacillariophyceae, Naviculales, Naviculaceae. The record is from the annotation of a GenBank genome assembly.